AUGUUAUUAAUUAUACUAGUUUUUUAGAUUGUGUAUGCAUAAAAUAGAAAUCAAACUUCUACUUUGAUUAUGCAAACAAUGCAUGAAUCCUAUCAUUAUGAUUUAUUAGCAAAAUAUUCAGACUAUUUAAAUCCUGAAUUUGAAGUUAUCAAUAUCGAAGCAAUGAACAGUUACACUAAAGAUAAAGCUUUACCAAAUUAUACAGUAACAGAAUUAACUUAAUACAUUAACUCUAUUAAAUUUACUAAGUCUUAUUAAACAACUUCAUAAUAUAAUUUAAAAAAAUACCCAAUUACAAUUUUUUUAUGCAAUGUAGAUGUAGUCAUAGUUGAAUUUAGUAAAAAUACUAAUAGUUAAAUGGAUAUCUAUUCUCAUCAUGAAUAUAACUUAGUAAAAACAAUUAGUGAUAUUAAUACUUGUACAACAAUGUAUGGACUUUUUGAUGAUUUAAAAAUUAAUAUAGAUUGUGUUGAUUAAUAAAAUAACUUUAUAAAUGUAGUUCUUGAAAUUAUCUUGGAUAAAAACAUGAAAAUAUAAGAUGUUUAAUUUACUUUUUAAUAUUAUAGUUUUGAAGAUGUUUUAGGUUCAAGCUUAGAAGUCACAGCAUAAUGGAAUAACUGUAAAAAAAAGGAAAUUAAAUAUAUUGUGCAUUAUUCAUAAAUUAGCAGAAUUUUUUAUUGUUUAUAUAGUAUUUAAAAUAAAUAAAUUAGAUAAUUUACUUUAGCAAUAAGAUUAAAUAAUUUUUAUUGAAGAUAAUACAAUUUUAAUUGAUGAUUAAUAUAUUAUAACUGUAUAUGUUCUAGAUUUACAUAACUUUGUUAAAUGUAAUAGUGAAGAAGUUGUUAACUAUUUUUAUAUUAAAUAAUUAGUAGCUAACUCUAUAACUCGAUUAACAGAAUAUACAUAAUAUGAAUAAUAACAUAAAUGGGUUUUUAGUUUGUUACUUGUUGAUAGACAUGGAAUUUGCAAAUGUGGGAAUCUUAAUAAAAAUAAAAUUUAGUGUGAUUUUUUAGAAUUAUAAGAAGGAUUAUACACAAAUUUAUAUUCAUCUUCGUAUCUAGAUGAAAUCACAUAUAUUUAUGUAGCCUCAGAAAUCUUACUUUAUAAAAUAAAUUUUUAUUUCACUUACCUUACAGAUCAAGAUAAAAUUGAAGGCUAUUAUUAUAUAAAAUAAGAAGGAUAUAAUUUAUAGAAAAUUCAUAUUUACUAUGAUUAUUUAAUCGUUGUAAUGUCAAAGAAAACUAUUAUUACAAAUGAUAAUUAUUUGCCUUAAAGGAUAUUGUUUUUUCAAAAGAAAUAUAAUAUUUAGUAAUACGUUCCUAAUUACAUAAUAGACUCCACUUCUAACUAUGGAAUUUUUAGAGUAAACUUUGAUGAAUUUCCUGGAAGUUAUUAUUUGGAAUAUAAUUCUGCAAUAUAAAAUCUGAGUUUGCAUCAACUCUAAUGCAAGCAUCUAAUAUUUACAUAUGAUUAAUAAAUUGCAAACAAAAACUAUUUAAUAUUUUAGAUAACUUUAUAAAUAAUGAAUUUUACUAUGUCUGCAAUAGAUGUUUUAAAUUUGGUAAUUUCUUAAUAUAAUGAUGAUUCUUUUUUUUUAAUUAAAGAAAUUGCCUAAGAUUAAUUGGUAUUUAAAUCUGAGUAAUUUAAUUUCAAAUUGAAUAAUAAUCUUUUGGGUCCUUUGCUAAAUUAUCAUGAAAUUGAAUGGGAAAAUAGAACAAUUACAGCAUCAUCAGUAAUUGAAUAUAUAAGAGAGAUAAAGUUCAUGGAAUUUAAAUCAUAAUUUUUUAAAGUAUUUUCUGGUUUAUUUGUAUAUAAUGAAAUAAACGCAUAUUUUUCACUUGUAGGAUUAAUAAAAGAUGAAUAAAAUUAAAUUGUUCUAGCUUAUUAAUAAUUUAAGUAUGAUAAAAUAAGAUUUUUUGAAGAUGGAAAAGUAAAAUAAAUAAAAUUAGAAUAAUUUUAAUUUUCUAAUAUUGAUUUUUUUAGUGUUAAUAUUUUAACAGUUAUAAUUGGUGAUUCUACUUAAAAAAAAUAUGUACUAUGUUAUAACAUCUAAUUUUCUAAUUGUGCUUUGUUGACUGGGUAUUUAUUCUUUGAUAAUUUAUAGUGAUUUCUUAAAAGAAUAAGUACCAUAUGAUUUUAUUUAAUUAAAUGAAAUAAGAUGUAUAAAUGAUACUUUAUUUGCAAUCCCUAAUAAUCAUAAAAAAAUUAUUUUAUUCAGUUUAACUUGUAAAAUAUUUAACUAAUAAUAAAUUGAAAUUUUUAAAAUGGGUGAAAUUGAUUCUUAAACAAUCCCUGAAUUAGAAAACUUUGAAAUAUUAGAUGCUUAAUUUGAAAUAAUUGAUAAUAAACUAUCCUUUAUACUAUUAAGUGAUGGAAGUAUUAUAUAAAUAAUAACAUACUAUUCAAUAUCUGAUUAUCAAGUCAAUUAUAAAGUAAUCAAUAAAAUUAAAGGAUCAAAUUGUAUUCCUAAGAUUAAAAAUUCAUCUAAAAUUUUCAUUUAAUUUCAUUAAGAUAAACGAGUUUUGGUUUACUUAUGUAAUGAAAAUUAAGAAAAUUAAAAAAUAGUUGAAUAUGAUCUUUAGAAUCCAUAUAAUCCUUUAUUAAUAAGAAGUUACUCUUUAUUUAGUUAUUAAAUAAAUAAUUUAUUAAAACCUUUUAGUGAUUCUUAGGUAAUCUAUAUUCCAGUAAAUGCUAAAGGAUAUUUAGCUUAUUCUCCUUUUUUUCCAUCUCCUAAUAUUUUACUUCAUAAUAUUCCUGUCUCAAAAGAUUUGAUAAGUGCCAUACCUGUUAUUGUUAAUAAUUUUGACACAAAUGAAUGGGAUAUAUUUUCAAUGGCAUUUUUCUUUGAUAAAAAUGGAGGUACUUUAUUUUAUUUGAAUUCUAACCCUGUUUAUUAUAGUGUAAUGAACGAUGAUGAUAUACAAUCUAAAAAAAUGAUAAUGGUAUAUCAAUAAAAUUAAGAUUCAACUAUUUUUAAAGAAUUUAAUAUAUAUUUUGAUUAUUCAGAAACAUAGAUAAUUUUUAAUUCUAGCAAAAUUAAUUUAGUUAUAAAGGAAUAAGAUAAAAUUUUAAAUUUAAAUGACUCAGAAAUUAAAGGAGCUGUAGAAGAUUUUGAAAUCUAAAAUUUGUCAGAUAAGGACAAUAUCAUUAUUAAGAAAAAUGAUAUUUUAUAAUUAAAUCAAUUUUUGAGUGAUCAUUAUGAAACAUUGGAAUUUGGAAGAAUUUUUGAUAUUUUAGAUAUGAAUCAAACUGAAUAUUUAAGUAUUAUUAAUUCAUCUGCUUAUGAAAAUAAUCUAAUAUUUACAGUAAGCCAAUAUUAUUUUAUAAUAUAUGAAAAACAAAGAUAAACUACAUAAAAUAUCAAUAAAAUAACAAUACUUAAAAAGGAACGAUUAACUAAUUUAAGUACACAACUUGAAAAUCUUAGAUAGUGUAGAUUAUCUAUUAACGAUAUUAAUUAAUUAUUAUUAUAUUGUUAUAAGUACUAUGUUGGAAGUUUAUAAAAUCAUUCUAAACUUGUUUAAUAUUUUUAAAUAAAUUUUUAGUAUGAUUAUGCAAAUUCGAAGAUUACUUAUUAGAUUAAACCAAUUAAAAUUCUAUUAGGCAGUAGAUUAUAAAUUGAAACUAUUAAUCCAAUUAAAUUGAAUGGAUAAAUAUUUUAAUUUAUAAAAUAUAAUUAUGAAAAUUCUUAGGAUUAAUAUGAGUUAAUUUCAGGGAAAAUAGAGAAUGGUCAAUUCAAAAGUAAAUAAAUAAUAUAAUCUUCAACAUUCGAUUACAAUAUUUUAGGGCAAUUAUCGUUUGAUACAAUAUUAUUAAAUGAUGAGACAAUUUUAGUUUUGACUUUGGAUAUACAUGAAUUAAGAGUAUUUUUUUUUAAAUUAGAUAAUAUAACAGCUGAAUUAAUUAAAACAAAAGAAGAAAAGUUUUCAUAUAAAUAAUUGGAUUUGUAUUUAUUUAAUUCGACAAGCCGAUAUCGUUUAGAAACUAUUCAUUUACUUGAUUGUCAAGAUUAUAUAUGUUUAGUAUUGUUAGGAACACCAGAUAAAUUUUUUGAAUUUCAUCUCAUUCUUUCAGAGAUCGAAAUCUCAUAAAUAGUGAAAAAAUAUACGUAUUUAAAUUAUUUUAGAUGCAUUCAUACAAAUAAACAAAAACCUUAAAUAUAAUUGAGAGAAAAUUUAUAAAUUAGUUAAUUAGUUGCAGCCUGUGUGAAAUCAGAUGUAGAAAAGAAUUUUUUUUUUGAAGACAAAUUUGAUUACUUAUAUGAUGAUCUUUAAGUUUUUGUUUAAAUUUUUCAUAGAAUUUAAUUUGCCACUGAAUCUUCACCAAUUAGGAUAUAUCGAUUCUUUUUUGAUAUCACAUUAAGAGAUAGAUUUCACUUUUUAUUAUAUGUUCGUUAACCAGAAAAUAAUAUUCAUAUUCUAUUUGAAAAUGAUACUUAUUUUUUAAUAGAUUAUUUAAAAUAAGAUUAAAUAUCAUUUUAGAUAAAAUCAAAUUACACAAAAACAACAACUGUAACUGGUAAUUUAGUUCUUUCUAAUAUUUUUAAGAAAAAAACAGUAGAAAUGUAAAUAACAUUUGAUUUUCCUUAAGAAUAACAUUUUAUUUGGAUUUAUAUAACAGCAUCGAUAUUUUUAUUAAUUAUAUUAAUUGUUCUUGGAAUAUUAUUAUAUUUGAAGAAAAAAAGAGUAUAAAAAAAACCCAAAAAAAAAAAGAAUGAUUCAUUUUCAAAAAGUCUAAUUGGUUUAGAUGAUGUAUUAAAAGAGGUGAUUUUAGGAGAAGGAAAAAGAGGUGGUUCUUAAACAAGAUUAGAUGAUAAUCAAUAUAAUGGUAAUGAUAGUGAUUGA
Paramecium sonneborni is the source of this 4844-nucleotide messenger RNA. The record is from the annotation of a GenBank genome assembly. NCBI's taxonomy places the organism in Eukaryota, Ciliophora, Oligohymenophorea, Peniculida, Parameciidae.